Messenger RNA from Mastomys coucha (southern multimammate mouse), 1756 nucleotides. It is a transcript of the gene Dusp2, whose product is annotated as dual specificity phosphatase 2. The transcript is spliced from 4 exons. Bases 179 to 1135 code for a protein of 318 amino acids. Gene Ontology annotation, cellular component: nucleus; cytoplasm. Gene Ontology annotation, biological process: negative regulation of MAPK cascade; protein dephosphorylation; endoderm formation. Lineage: Eukaryota; Metazoa; Chordata; Mammalia; Rodentia; Muridae. Gene Ontology annotation, molecular function: MAP kinase tyrosine/serine/threonine phosphatase activity; protein tyrosine/threonine phosphatase activity. The record is from RefSeq and is a predicted model, not a curated record.
GCGGGGGCGGGCACCGGCGCCUUCCUGCUCUACCCUUGUAUGGUGACCGGAGGGGCCAGCCCUCGAGUACUUAAGCUCGGGCGCCACGAAGAGCGCCCAGAGCCCUCAUCUCCCGCCACCCAGACGCCGCGCCGCCAGAGCCGAGGGACAAGGACCGCGGGAAGCAGGAGGCUUUGCGAUGCCGAUCGCCAUGGGGCUGGAGGCGGCGUGCGAGCUAGAGUGCGCGGCGCUAGGCGCGCUGCUGCGGGAGCCGCGGGAAGCCGAGCGCACACUGCUGCUCGACUGCCGCCCGUUCCUGGCCUUCUGCCGGAGCCACGUGCGCGCCGCUCGCCCUGUGCCCUGGAACGCGCUGCUGCGGCGCCGUGCGCGCGGCACCCCCGCCGCCGCCCUCGCCUGCCUGCUGCCCGACCGCGCGCUCCGGGCCCGCCUGGGCCGCGGGGAGCUGGCCCGCGCCGUGGUGCUGGACGAAAGCAGCGCGUCUGUGGCCGAGCUCCCGCCCGACGGCCCCGCACACCUGCUGCUAGCCGCAUUGCAGCACGAGAUGCGCACGGAACCCACGACCGUGUGCUUCUUGCGAGGCGGUUUCGAAAGCUUCCAGGCAUACUGUCCGGAUCUGUGCUCUGAAGCUCCUGCCCAGGCCCUGCCUCCUGCUGGGGCCGAUAAUAACAGCUCUGACCCGAGGGUUCCCAUCUAUGACCAGGGUGGUCCUGUGGAAAUCUUGCCCUACCUGUACUUGGGCAGCUGCAACCACUCCUCAGAUCUUCAGGGGCUGCAGGCCUGCGGCAUCACAGCCGUUCUCAAUGUCUCCGCCAGCUGUCCCAACCACUUUGAGGGACUUUUCCGUUACAAGAGCAUUCCAGUAGAAGAUAACCAGAUGGUGGAGAUCAGUGCUUGGUUCCAGGAGGCUAUCGGCUUCAUAGACUCGGUGAAGAACAGUGGGGGCCGGGUGCUGGUGCACUGCCAAGCUGGCAUCUCUCGCUCAGCCACCAUCUGCCUGGCAUACCUGAUUCAGAGCCACCGGGUACGGCUGGAUGAGGCCUUUGACUUUGUUAAGCAACGUCGGGGAGUCAUCUCCCCCAACUUCAGUUUCAUGGGGCAGCUGCUGCAGCUAGAGACCCAGGUGCUGUGUCACUGAGGCAAGACCCAGCCUGGCCCCACCCCACAGCUCUGGCUUUCACCGACUCCUGGGGGAAGCUGCUGUGGACAGCUGGGCUCCUCUCUGGCCCAGCUUCUCUCCCCCUCACCUUGUCGUCAAACUGGGGUGCUAGGAAAUCCAGGAUGACUGCUAUUCUGAUAUGGUGCUCUUCUGAGGGGGCGUAAGGGCUGGCCCUUAUUUGCUCUCCCUCCUUCGACUUGCAGAAAUUAAUUGGACUCUAAACCCAUAUAUUGCCGUCCCACUAUAUUAAAGCCCUUGGUAACCCAAGGGCCCAGAAAACAAGCUGUGACAAGCAGAAACUGUGUCUAGGGGUGUGCAGCCCUUGACCCAAAGCUUAAGCCCUGUGCUCCCAGGGGAGCCAGGAAGUGAUGUGUGUGUCAUAUUACUGACAUCUUACGUUUGUGUGUGAGUGUGUGGGCAUCUCGCUGUAACUGGUGCUGAAAAGUUAUUUGUGUUCAACUGACAUUUAACGCUCCCUCCCUGACUUCCUCCCACCCCUGUGGGCCAGGGAGGGGCCGUUGGAAACAGCACUUUAUAUUUAUAUAGAAUAUUGAGGUUUUGUCAAUAAAAACAAGUGUUUUGUUUAAAAAAGAACAACAU